Molecule: messenger RNA, 1324 nt
Organism: Lytechinus variegatus (green sea urchin)
Lineage: Eukaryota; Metazoa; Echinodermata; Echinoidea; Temnopleuroida; Toxopneustidae
Exons: 2
Coding region: 5-1324 (439 amino acids)
Source: RefSeq, a predicted model, not a curated record
UCCAAUGCCAAACUACCAUUUUGAAGAUGAAACGGUCGGAAUGUUGAUUGAAGCUAUCGACGGGGAGACCGAGGUUCAAAUCUCUGUUCCCGGCCGAGAAGAGCUGGACCACUCCGCCUUGCUUUCACCUGGUGCUGGACCUUACAAUUUUCCUACAAGCUCUUCCUUGAUCCACCAGAACACAGCGGGUCCAAUCAACACGGUAUUGGUGAGAUCGGAUAUGGACAUCGCCGUUCUUGUCUACAACAUGGCGCCGUUUACCUCUGACAUAUACACUGCGAUGCCGAUGAAAUAUGCAGGGGAUGAAUACUUUGUAUCGCUGAUAUCCCGAGAGAGGGGCUCACAUCCCCUGUUCAGUGGCAUCUUGGAGAUCUCAUCCCUGGAUGGGGUAGCUUCCAUCGAAAUCCAUUUGACUUCCACGAUAACCUUCCAGAAUGCUACCUCGCACUUUGGUGAUAUAUUCCGUCACACCCUCCUCCCGUUCGAGUCCAUUCAACUGCUCCCUCCUUUCACCAACAUAACGGGAUCGCGAAUCCUUUCGAAUGCGUCCAUCCUCGUGUCAGCAGGUUCAAAGUGUGCCGAUGUUCCCCAGGAGGUCGGGGCGUGUGAUCACCUAGCGGAGCAGUUGGCUCCCUUCAAGUCAUGGGGGAAGGUGUUCGUCGUAAGCCCCAUUGCGGGAAGACCUUCUGGCUACCUCCUGCAGGUUGUAGCCGGCAGAGACAACACCAGGGUAUCAAUCGGAGUCCUUAACCUCGAGCUUUCAAUGGGAGAAUAUGACACCAUCGAUGUAACUACACAGGAAAUGAAGUUCCUAACUUCCAACAACCCGAUAUCUAUCAUGCAGUACUCGAAAGGCACUCGAAUAGAUGGAAAGGGAGACCCCUCGAUGAGUCGCGUUGUACCGAACGAACAAUUCGUCUCAGAGGCGUUCUUUCCAGUCCACCGUUUUCAAAGCAACAUGUCGACAAUCAAUACCACCUAUCUGGAAAUCACCACGGACUGUGAAUAUGUGAACAGCGUAUCUCUGUCGAGGAACGGUGAAGAUAUUCAGCCAAGCGUGAUAGAGGAAUAUUCGUUGGAGAUAGGAAGUGGGUCGAGGAUGUGCACUAGAUGGUCUGAAAUCGCUCCUGGGUCUUAUUCUGUAAGGAGUCGUGAUGUCACACUUCCUGACGGCCAGCGAGUGUAUCCAAGGUUUCGAGCUGUUGUAUCCGGCUAUGAGGGAGUCUCCGAGUCCUACCUAUACCGUGCAGCUUCUGAUGAUAGAGAGUUAACCUGUUCAUCUCAGUUUACAGACGAGUUUGAUUGCCCGGGUGAGCAUGACUGA